GACCCAACGCGAGGGAAAAGACUCGAAAAAAGAGAGAGAGAGAGAAAUUAAGAGUGUAGGGAGAGUGAGGGCGAUGGAGAUUAAUGGCUCGAAUUCAUCACCUCGCUGGAAUUCCGAGAGGCCUUUCCUCACCGGCCGCUUCCAUCAGGAAACCAAAACCAAGGACUGCAGUGACGCCAUUGGGUGCUAUAAUUCAGCCGUUCAGGAGCUGGUGGUGAUCGAUGACCUCUUGUCUGCCAUGGUUGGUAUCCAAGGCCGCUACAUUUCCCGCGCUAGGGUCUCUGAUUUCACCUUUCAACUUGAUGCUUCCAUGGAUCUAGCUCUUCAGGAAUUGGCCAAACGGGUGUUUCCUCUCUGCCAGAGCUUCAUGCUCAUCAAUCACUUUGUUGAGUCCAGAUCUCAGUUCAACAACGGCUUAGUUAAUCAUGCCUUUGCUGCUGCACUCAGGGCUCUCCUCUUAGAUUACCAGGCUAUGGUGGCUCAGCUUGAACACCAAUUUCGACUUGGAAGACUCUCCUUGCAAGGCUUGUGGUACUACUGUCAGCCUAUGAUGGGAUCUAUGCAGGCACUAUCCACUGUAAUACAGAAAGCUUCAGCUAAUAAUUUUGCAGGUUCUGCAGUUCUCAACCUUGUGCAGAGUCAGGCUAAGGCCAUGGCUGGUGAUACUGCUGUGAGGUUAUUGCUAGAAAAGAUGGCUGAUUGCGCUAGCAAUGCCUACCUGGGUAUAUUAGAGAGGUGGGUCUAUGAAGGAGUCAUUGAUGAUCCUUACAAUGAAUUUUUCAUUGCUGAGAACAAAUCUCUUCAGAAGGAAAGCCUCACUCAAGAUUAUGAUGCCAAGUAUUGGAGGCAGCGUUACAGCCUUAAGGAUGGAAUUCCAAGCUUUCUUGCAAAUAUUGCUGGGACAAUUUUGAUCACCGGAAAAUAUUUAAAUGUCAUGAGAGAAUGUGGGCACCAUGUUCAGGUCCCUGUAUCUGAAAACUCGAAAUUGAUGAGCUUCGGAUCAAAUCAUCGGUAUAUUGAGUGUAUAAAAUCAGCUUAUGACUUUGCCAGCAGUGAGCUUUUAAAUCUUAUCAAAGAAAAGUAUGAUCUGAUGGGAAAGCUACGAUCUAUAAAGCACUAUCUUCUUCUUGAUCAGGGUGACUUUUUAGUUCAUUUCAUGGAUAUUGCUCGGGAUGAGCUUUUGAAAAAGCUUGAUGACAUUUCUGUAGAAAAACUGCAAUCUCUACUAGACCUUGCUUUGCGAACCACAGCAGCUGCAGCAGAUCCCUGCCAUGAGGACUUAACAUGUUGUGUGGAAACAUCUUCUUUGCUUAGAAGACUAGGGGCACUCAAACUCAAAGAUCAUGAACAGAGCAGGAAUGUUCUUGAUGAUAAUGAUCUAGAGGAACCACUGAGCUUAACUGGACUGGAGACAUUUUCUUUGAAUUAUAAGGUUAGGUGGCCAUUGUCUAUAGUGAUCUCUAAGAAAGCCCUAACAAAGUAUCAGUUGAUUUUCCGGUUUCUUUUCCACUGUAAGCAUGUAGAACGCCAACUUUGUGGUGCAUGGCAAGUGCAUCAGGGAGUUCGUGCCCUGAACAUGCGUGGAUUCGCCAUCCGCAGAUCAUCUCUCCUCUGUCGGAGUAUGCUUAAAUUUAUUAACAGCCUUCUACAUUAUCUAACAUUUGAGGUUCUUGAACCCAAUUGGCAUGUGAUGCAUAGCAAGCUUCAGACUGCAAAGAGCAUAGAUGAGGUCAUCCAACACCAUGACUUCUUCCUUGACAAGUGCUUGAGAGGAUGUUUGCUUCUUUUGCCUGAAUUUCUAAAGAAAGUGGAGAGGCUGAAAGCUCUCUGCCUACAAUAUGCUUCAGCUGCACAGUGGUUGAUAAGUUCUCUUCUGUCAGAGAAACCUAAGCAGUCGAAAUCACGGAGCCGAUGUCAGACACUAUCAAUAAGCUCCAGCAAUACCAAUUUUACUGAUGCUAUUCUCAAAUUCGAGAGGGAGUUCAAUGCGGAGCUUCAGAGCCUAGCACCAAUACUGAGCAGCAGUUCCCAAGCAGAACCAUAUUUGACUCAUCUUGCACAGUGGAUUUUGGGCAUCGGAAGUGAACAAUAAUUCUGGAGUCAGUUGCAUCACUUUGUGUUUUUUUUUUGUCCUGAUUGAUUACUCGGGUGAAUUCCUCCUAUAGCUACUUGGACAAUUUGGUACCUGAUGUUUGAA
This is a messenger RNA of Argentina anserina (silverweed cinquefoil), 2197 nucleotides long. Its product is annotated as gamma-tubulin complex component 2. Lineage: Eukaryota; Viridiplantae; Streptophyta; Magnoliopsida; Rosales; Rosaceae. Gene Ontology annotation, biological process: cytoplasmic microtubule organization; meiotic cell cycle; spindle assembly. Gene Ontology annotation, cellular component: gamma-tubulin complex; equatorial microtubule organizing center; centrosome. The record is from RefSeq and is a predicted model, not a curated record. Gene Ontology annotation, molecular function: gamma-tubulin binding; microtubule minus-end binding. The transcript is spliced from 19 exons. The coding region runs from base 74 to 2092 and encodes 672 amino acids.